Messenger RNA from Hymenoscyphus albidus, 2006 nucleotides. The record is from the annotation of a GenBank genome assembly. NCBI's taxonomy places the organism in Eukaryota, Fungi, Ascomycota, Leotiomycetes, Helotiales, Helotiaceae.
AUGGGGAGUGUCGCCGUCGCGGAGGUGGAUCUUGGGAAGCCGUGGCAGGAUGAGGGUGUCACGGUUGUGGAAGUGAGGACCUCGAGGAUGAAGGAUAUGAGGGGGAUGGCGAGUGUGAAGACGGGGAUUUAUAAGGAGAAGAGGGGGGAGAGGGUGUGGUGUGGUGUGGAGGGGUUGGAGGGUGAUGAGCAUGAUUUGACUUGUGAGUUUGAGGAUUUUUGUUUUUUUUGAGUCUUUUUUUGUUUUGGGUUUGAGAUGGAUUUUUGGGGGGGGNGGGGGGGGGAGGAGGAUGAGGUAUUGUGGGUUGUGAAUUCUUGUCUUUUGAGGUGUUUAGGGGGAGGAAAAGUUCUUUGGAAUUGGUUUUUGGAAGUGAGGUCUUUUUUUAUGGGGUUUCCUUUUUUGUUGGUCCCUGUGUAUGUUAGGGAGUGAGGAUUUCGAGGUAGAAGGUGGAGACUUAGAUGGUGUUUCUUUUCUACUCACUCAUCCCCAUGCCCUCCCCAUAUCUCAUUCCCGGCAAUAAUUGUAUACUGACAACCCCUAUAGUCCACGGCGGCCCCGACAAAGCCCUCCACCAAUACUACCCAGGCCACUACCCCCUCUGGCGCGCCGAGUUCCCCCACAAUAAUGGCUCCUUCCAGCCCGGUGGCUUCGGUGAAAACCUCAUCACGUCGGGGACCAUGAACGAGCGGAAUGUCUGUAUCGGAGAUAUCAUAUUGAUCGGUUCUUCUGUCCUCCUGCAAGUCUCUCUACCCAGACAGCCUUGUUUUAAACUCAACUCCCGAUUUGGACCGAAGAACUUUGCGCCAAAUACGUGGAGACUUAGUCGCACGGGGUGGUAUUAUAGAGUCUUGAAGCAGGGGUGGGUGCAGGUGGGUGAUGAGGUGAGGCUUGUGGACAGGAAGUGGGGGAGCUGGACUAUUGAGAGGGUGCAGGAGUAUUUGCAUAGGGAUACGGAGUGCGUUGAGAUGCUCGAGGAGUUGCUGGGGAUCGAGGAGUUUGGGGGGGAGUGUAAGAAAGCUUUUCGACGGUUGCUGAAUAGGGCUAGGGAGAAGGAUAUCCCGAAAAAGAAGGAAAUCUUCAAACCCUGGGUUUUGAAGGAGAAGAGUAAGGAAACUGCGAGGGUUUCUAGAUUCGUGUUGGAGAGAGUUGGGAAGGAGGAGGGGGAGGAGGUUCAGCCUGGUAGUUUUGUUAGGUUGAGACUGCCGGGUGGGAUGUUAAGGCCUUAUUCUAUCGUUAGCGGGACGCAGAAUCAAGUCGUCCUGGGUAUUGCACGAGAGGAGAAUAGUCGUGGUGGCUCGGUCUAUCUCCAUGAUUCUCUCACCGUUGGCGAAGAGGUCAUGGUUGGAAAUCUCACUGCCUCGGUCCCCUUCCCGGAGCAGUGCUCGAAACAUGUUUUCCUCGCUGGAGGCAUUGGGAUCACGGCUUUCCUUCCGCAUGCGAAGAAGAUGCGGAGGAUUCAUUUGGAGUUUAGCAUCCAUUUCGCGGUGAGGAGUUGGCAGGAAUUGCCGUUUAAAAAGGAGAUCCGGGAACUUGGGGAUAGAGUCAGGGUUUAUGAUGCGAGUAAAGGUGAGAGAAUGGAUAUCGAGAAUGUUAUUAAGGAAAGGGGGUGGAAUUCCUUUUUGUAUGUCUGUGGACCGGAAAGGAUGAUUGAGGGUGUCCGGACAGCAGCGGGGAAGCUGGGCGUUGGGGAUGAGGAUAUCCAUUAUGAGGCUUUUGCUAUGGAUGUUGGAGGGGACCCCUUUACGGUCUCUGUCAAGGGCGAUGAGAAGAAGAGGGUUGUUCGUGUUGGGCAGGAAGAGAGUCUGCAUGAGGCGCUGAAGAGGGAGGGCUGGGCGGUGGAUAGUAGUUGUGAGGUUGGGAACUGUGGGACUUGUCAGGUGAGGGUUUGUGAGGGGAGGGUGGAGCAUAGGGGGAGUGCGUUGAGUGAGAUGGAGAGGAAGGAGGGGGUGAUGUUGAGCUGUGUUAGUAGGGGUGUUGGGGGUGCUCAUUUGGUGGUGGAGGUUUGA